Molecule: messenger RNA, 5331 nt
Organism: Diachasma alloeum
Lineage: Eukaryota; Metazoa; Arthropoda; Insecta; Hymenoptera; Braconidae
Gene: AMPdeam
Product: AMP deaminase 2
Exons: 11
Coding region: 520-2856 (778 amino acids)
Biological process (GO): AMP metabolic process; IMP salvage
Cellular component (GO): cytosol
Molecular function (GO): AMP deaminase activity
Source: RefSeq, a predicted model, not a curated record
CACUUGCCAAAUAACUCGUGCACGUAUCAACGGAAAAUCAAGCGGCAUCUAAUCCUCCAACUCAUUUCCACUGAUUCAUUAUUUUGAAACGUAAACGCAACUCACUCGACAGUUGACUCAUAUGAUACCUCCUCCAGUCAAGUUUGCGCGUGUUCAGUAUCUUCUGUCAAACUGGGCGAUACGGAUGCUCUGGAGCCGCUCGUGUGAUUAUUCCCGUUGAUCUUUCAUUCGGACCCAAUAAUUAUAGUUAAUUGAUUCUCAAUUGAUUGUUCGAAAAAUUUAUUUGCAGAAUUGUUGGAAGUUGGGGCUUUAUAUUGAUUUUUGUCUCGCGGAUUUUUGGGUUCUUUUUGCCAAUUUGUUGGUGGAACGCGGGGAGGCGCAGGGGAAUUACAUCGCAAUCAGACUACUCAACACGUUGGUUGUGCGUGCGAUUGUCCAGUGACUCUCAAGUGGUGAUAAUCGGACAGGGGCUCUCACUACGCUCUACGGAAUCAGCUGUUCGUCGCAUUGAGAAUAAAAAUGGACGAUCCAGUGGUCAACGGAGUCCAAAAGCCGAACGGAACUCAACUGUUUUACGAACUGGAGCACGAGAACGACGGUGACAGCUCGAAUAACCCUGGACAUACGACCGAUCAACGUGACCGAAGUGAAAGCCCAGUGUUUGACGGAGCAAAUGGAGCAGCAGGCAACUCAAUGCGAAUAGCGCCCUCCGAGCUACCGAAUGAGAUAUCAGCCCCCUACGAAGUCCCUCAGUUUCCCAUAGAGCAAAUCGAGAAGAAGCUCCUCAUCCAGCGUCAACUCACCGUAAAAGCUGCAAAAGAUCUUGAAGAACGUAGGAGUCAUUAUGAGCCAUCAAUCGGUCCAGAUGAGAUAGAGCAUCCCUUUAAUCUGGAGGAGAGUGACUUUGUGCCGCAUUUCCAGAGGGUUUCAAUAUCGGGGGAGGACACGUCAGGGGUCCCCUUGGAGGAUCUGCAGAGAGCCUCGCAGAUGCUCGUUCAAGCCCUGGACAUUCGUGAACAGUACAUGAACAAUUCGAGACAAACUUUUCCAUCAAUAGCAGCAAGAUUCCUGAGAAGUGUCGAUAAACGUCCCAUGAAUAUUGAAGACGAGGUGCAGCACGACGAUCGCAUGGCAAUAGCAGAUCACCCAGUGCAUGCGCCAGCAUCGAGAGACCCUUGGGCCUGUGAAAUUCCCCCAGCCAAGAAUUACAAAAUAGCACCGGUUAAUGGUGUAUUCAACCUGUUUGCCACCGAGGAGGACUACCAGAAUGGCAAACCCAUGCCAUAUGCAUACCCCGACCUUGCGACCUUCGUCAGAGACAUGAAUCUCCUUUGUUCUAUGAUAGCUGAUGGUCCCCUCAAGUCCUUCUGCUACAGGCGAUUGAGUUACCUGUCAUCCAAGUUUCAACUACACGUGUUGUUGAAUGAAUUGAGGGAGCUCGCUAGUCAGAAAGCAGUGCCACACAGAGACUUCUAUAAUAUCCGAAAGGUCGACACUCACAUUCACGCAGCCUCUUGCAUGAACCAAAAACACCUUCUGAGAUUCAUAAAGAAGACCCUGAAGAACCACGCUGAUGAAGUGGUUACUUGCUCCAAGAGUGGAGAAAUGAUGACCCUCAGACAAGUGUUUCAGUCCAUGAAUCUUACUACUUACGACCUCAGUGUCGACAUGCUCGACGUUCAUGCAGACAGAAAUACGUUCCACAGAUUCGACAAAUUCAACGCUAAAUACAACCCCAUCGGCGAGUCUCGUCUCCGCGAGGUGUUCUUAAAAACCGACAACUACCUGGAGGGAAAGUACUUCGCCCGAAUAAUAAACGAGGUAUCGUCGGACCUAGAGGAGUCCAAGUACCAGAACGCAGAGUUGCGUCUGUCGAUCUACGGAAAGAGUGCAGACGAGUGGGACAAGCUGGCCCGUUGGGCAAUAAACGGAAACGUCUACUCGGACAACGUCCGCUGGUUGAUCCAGAUCCCCCGUCUCUACGACAUCUUCAAACUCAAUAAACUGAUGACGAAUUUCCAGGAGAUCAUCAACAACAUCUUCCUCCCCCUCUUCGAGGUGACGAACGAUCCCACCACUCACCCAGAGCUCCACAAAUUCCUCCCCUACGUCAUCGGUUUCGAUUCAGUGGACGACGAGAGCAAACCAGAGAACCCUCUCUUCGAUAAGGACGUGGCACCCCCCCAGGACUGGAAUGACGUGGAGAAUCCACCCUACGGCUACUACCAGUACUACACAUACGCCAAUAUGACGGUUUUGAACCACUUCAGGGCUGAACAGGGUCUCAAUACGUUUGUUCUUCGCCCCCAUUGUGGAGAGGCUGGGCCCAUUCAGCAUUUGGUCUGUGGGUUUAUGAUGGCUGAGAACAUCUCUCACGGGCUUUUACUGAGGAAAGUCCCUGUACUUCAGUAUCUCUAUUAUCUGGCGCAGAUUGGAAUUGCGAUGUCACCGCUCAGCAACAACUCCCUGUUUCUUAAUUAUCAUAGGAAUCCUCUGCCUGAGUAUCUGGCCAGGGGCCUCUGCAUCAGCCUUUCUACUGAUGAUCCUCUGCAGUUUCAUUUCACUAAGGAACCUCUGAUGGAGGAGUACAGCAUCGCCGCGCAGGUGUGGAAGUUGAGCUCAUGUGAUAUGUGCGAGUUGGCGAGGAACUCUGUCCUAAUGAGUGGAUUUCCCCACAAGAGCAAGCAGUACUGGUUGGGCCCCAACUACACGAAAGAAGGAGUGGCAGGCAACGACAUCACCCGAACAAAUGUCCCCGACAUUCGAGUGUCCUACCGCUACGAGACCCUCCUUGAUGAGCUAUCCAACAUCUUCAAAGUCGUCGAGAAGCCAGAAAUGUACACAAACAGUGCAUAAAACAUUUUUUACACCCCCCCAAAUCCUCGCGAAUUUUCCCUCAUUUUUUAAUUCGAGAAAACAACUUUUGAAACUUUAUACUCAAGAACUCGGCAACAACAACGAAGAAAACACCCCUUGUUAACAAGUUUAAUACUUGUUUGUCUGUUGGUAAUUAUAAAGAGCUUCUCGAACUCGAUUUUCCAUUCACCAAUGGGGAAAGAUGUUCUGAUUUUCUCGUGAAUUCAGAAAUUAAAUCUGCGAGUCUUGAAUCAUGUCCCUUGUACCAUAGAACAUUUUGUACAUAAGUUUUGCUGGCAAUUAUUCAGCUGAUUCUUUAGUUCUCCUCUCCUUCAGUGCCAGAUUCAACUUUAUCGUUAUUGUUUUUUUAUUAUAUUUUUGUAUGUUUAUACUGCGAGCUGAGUUUAACAAUCGUGUGGAGUCUUGAUUUGAAUCUCGGAUCAUUUCGAGUUUAUUUUUACAGAUUUAAUUUAGGUAAUUGUUGCUUAAGGGGAGCUGAUAAGCUCAAUAUUUCAGAUUUAAUGUAAAAAAAUGAAGAAAAUUUAGGUUUUUAUUUUGUUUUAUUUAUGGAAUUUUCAGGAGUGUCCUCAUGAUGCAAUUCUCAAUCAUUAACUGAAAUUUUGGUUUACACGACGGAAUAUUUGCAUAAAUAUAAUUAAAUGAGGCUUUUUAAAAAUCGUAAUUUUUGAGGUUUUGUAUUUUUUUUUCAAUUGUUGCAAAUUAAAAAAAAAUCAUUUUGUUGCGUGUAUAGAUAUUAUGUCCGUAUGGAGUAAAAUGUGAGUCAAUUGGUUGAGAAUUGCGGGCUGAGGAUACUUUUGAAGAUUUGAUUCCUCUGGAAAAAUAAAAACCUAAUUUUUUUCUUAUUUUUGUACAUUAAAAGUGAAUUAUCAUCAUUCCCCUUGAAAAAUGGACGGAAAAUUGGCCUCAGCUGUCCAAUUAAGUUGAAAAACAGAAGAUCUUUAGUGCAUCAACAUUUUUUCUUCUGAUCUUUCCGAGUAAUAAAGAAACUCCUAAAGUUUUUCCUAAAAAACGAAACGUUGAAUUCACAACGAAGAAAUCUUUGUUUUUCAUUAGAUUCUACUAUCGAAUUUUUUAAAUUGCUGACGUCAAUUAGCUGUCAUUUAUGUAGAUUAUUAUGUUUCAAUGUCUGUCGAUAAUCAUGUGAUGGUGGAGUACAUUUAAGGAUUAUUGAGACAAUUAUAUCUCUGUUCAUCCUGCCAGCAAAUGCAUCAACAAUAUUUAACGGCGAUUUAAUGGAUUGGGGGCUGGAGAUGUCUGAUGACCCAAUUUAUUCCAUUCUGUUGAGCAUUUUAUUGUCUCGGGAAUGGGGAAUUCCAGAGGGUCAUGUUGGAGCACAUUUUCUUCUAAGACUUGUUGGUGAAAUAAUUUCACGAUUAACGAAGAUGUUUGACUUAUGGAAUGAGUUUUUUUUAUUGUUUUCUUAAUUGUUAUAAUUAUCUUGAGAAUGAUUAGGUUGAAGAGAAAGUGCCACGUUUUUUGUGAAUUUUGUCAUUUUUCAAGUUGAUUUCUCUCAUUUUUUUAAUUUUUACAUUUACGUACAUUUUGUUAAUUCUUUAAUUAUCUCUAGAUAGAGUCACUUUAGAAGAAAAUGUGAAAAAAAAUGUUUUGUAGAGAAUAUUCUCAGCCACAAAAAAUUCCAUUGACAUUUUUCUCUACAAUCAGUCAUUCCCGAGAUAAUUACGAAAUUACCAGGUGCCUCAUUUGACUCAUUGAAUAAGUGGAAUCUUCAAUUUGUUUUAUCAUGUAUUUAUCUUUGGAAUGAGUAAAAAAAAUUAUCUCUUGAUUUUUUAUAAAACCACUAAUUACCGAGAUAAUUUCACAAUUAACGAAGAUGUCUUAUCUACGGAAUGUAUAUUUUUAUCAUUCUGAUAUUUUUCUAAUUACCUUGAAAAUGAUUAGGUUUAGUAGAAAGUGUCACGUUUUUGUGGAGAAUUUUCUCAGCUACAAACAAUGUAUUCCGUCAUUUUUCCAGUCAAUUUCUCUCAUUUUUUUCAUUUUUACAUUUACGUAUAUUUUGUUAAUUCUUUAAUUAUCUCUAGAAUGAGUCAAUUUAGGAGAAAAUGUCAGAAAACAUUUUUUGUUCCUGAGAAAAUUCCCUACAAAAAAUGUCUUCUACAACCAGUCAUUACCGAGAUAAUUACGAAAUUAACAGGUGUUAAACCCAACUAAUUGAAUAAGUGUAAUUUUCAUUUCUUUUAUCACGUAAUUAUCUCAGGAGCGACUAAUUUUAGAAGAAAAUGUGCUUAACAUUUUGGGAUGAACCCCAUCCCCAAGAUAAUUACAAAAUCCUAAAAAAUGUAAAAUGGACUCAUUCAACAAAUGAAUUCCCAAAUCAACGAAUAAAUCCUUACCCAAAAAAUGUGAUUUUUCCAUUGAAAUUAAUAUAGAAAUUAACAGCAGAAACAGUUAGACAAAGGAAAUGUAUUUAUUGUAUAAACUAUAUUCUAGCAAGAA